AUGGCUUGCAUGGCAUGCCUUCUUUUUGCCUUGGCAUUUGUUGCUGCUGAAGCACAACAGAUGCAGUCGAAUAUAAGCCGAGGCUCUUCUUUAACACCAACAACCAACUCCACAUGGCUGUCACGUUCUGGUCUAUAUGCCUUUGGAUUUUACAGGCAAGGCAAUGGCUAUGCUGUUGGGAUAUUUCUUGCUGGAAUUCCCCAAAAGACAGUCGUGUGGACUACGAAUCAAGAUGAUCCACCAGUCUCCAACAAUGCCACCUUGCUCUUCACGGGUGACGGCCUUGCCUUGCCAACAGCAGAAGGCCAAAAUUACUUGGUAAAAUCUUCUGGUUCUGCUUCUUAUGCUUCCAUGCUUGAUUCGGGUAAUUUCGUGCUGUACAACUCUGGUCGGGAAAUAGUAUGGCAGAGCUUUGAUCAUCCAACCGACACCCUUUUGCCUGGUCAACGCCUUUUAUCAGGAAACGAACUUUUCUCUGCGAAAUCAGAAGCUGAUCACUCAACGGGGAUUUUCCGUCUCAAAAUGCAAAAUGAUGGAAACCUUGUUCAGUACCCUGCAGAUACUGCAGACACCAGUAUUUAUGCUUUUUAUUCAUCUCACACUGGUGGCGAGGGAGAGAAUGUGACACUUAAUUUUGGUGCUGAUGGCCAUCUCUACUUGCUCAACAGGAAUGGUACGAAUAUUCGGAAUAUAACCGAUGGAGGUCUUCCUACUGAUGAAGGAAAACUUUAUCUUAUGAGAAUUGAUGUAGGUGGGAUAUUUCGUUUGUAUUCACAUGAUUUGAAAAAGAAUGCAAUUUGGUCAGUUGAGUGGGAGUCUUCCAAGGAUAAGUGUGUUCCUAAAGGCCUAUGCGGAUUGAAUAGCUAUUGUGUCUUAAUUGAUCUAGAGCCUGACUGUAGAUGUCUUCCGAGAUUCGAAUCUGUCAACCAGGGAAAUCAGACAUCCGGGUGCGAGAGAAACUUUGUUGCGGAUGCGUGCAAAAACAGGAAUGAGAAUUUCACUUACACCAUGGAAGAGCUGGAAAGCACAACGUGGGAAGAUAUUUCGUAUAUGAGUUUGAGAUUAUCCGACAAAGACGAUUGCAUACAAGGCUGUCUGGUGGAUUGUGACUGUGAAGCUGUGUUUUUUGACGGUACAAACUGCAGAAAGCGGAGGCUUCCUUUGAGAUAUGGUAGAAGAGACAAUGGAACUUCAGACAGAGCUUUCGUCAAGGUAGGUGUACCUACAAAACCAGAUACAGAUCGUAGAAUUGUUCAACCAGGAAGGAAGAAAAAAGCCGAAGGGGAAACAGAAUUUCAGACUGAGAUCAGAGUUAUUGGGAAAACCCAUCACAAGAAUCUAGUCCGUUUACUUGGGUAUUGCCUUGACGGAGCUAAAAAGCUUUUGGUGUAUGAGUACAUGAGCAACGGCUCACUUGCAGAUGUGCUCUUCACCCGUGAAAGGCAAAGUGUAACGAGAAUAAAUUUCAGGCACAUUUACAUAACACAUAAGUGGAUAUGGAUUGGCGCUGCUCUAUUGGUAACAGUGCUUUGCAUCUCGAGCUAUCUACUAAGGAGGAAACUAUUUUCAGGGGAGAUCAACCCGAUGAUUGAUAGAUCCACUGGCGAUGUCAACGGGCUUCAAAAUGACGGAAAGCUUGGAAAUAAUUUGACAGUGUUUAGCUACGCAUCUGUCGUGGCUGCCACAACUAACUUCUCUGAAGAAAACAAGCUCGGACAGGGGGGCUUUGGACCUGUUUAUAAGGGAAAACUUGUGACGGGACAAGAAAUCGCUGUGAAGAGGCUUUCAAGAUGUUCAGGGCAAGGAACUUUGGAGUUUAAGAAUGAAUUGAUACUCAUAUCUGAACUCCAACAUACAAACCUCGUUCAGCUUUUUGGCUUCUGCAUUCAUGGGGAAGAGAGGAUGUUAAUCUAUGCCUACAUGCCAAACAAAAGUUUGGACUACUUUUUAUUCGAUUCAACCAGAGCGAUGCUACUAGAUUGGACGAAGCGGUUCAACAUAAUUGAAGGAAUCGCUCAAGGACUGCUUUACUUGCAUAAAUACUCAAGAAUGAGAGUAAUUCACAGAGAUUUAAAAGCUAGUAACAUACUACUUGAUGAAUAUAUGAAGCCCAAAAUUUCUGAUUUUGGUUUGGCGAGAAUUUUUACACAUAAUGAACUUGAAGCAAGUACUAAUAGGAUUGUUGGAACAUAUGGUUACAUGUCUCCCGAGUACGCUAUGGAGGGGAUUUUUCGAUAA
This is a messenger RNA of Prunus armeniaca (apricot), 2238 nucleotides long. The record is from the annotation of a GenBank genome assembly. Lineage: Eukaryota; Viridiplantae; Streptophyta; Magnoliopsida; Rosales; Rosaceae.